Messenger RNA from Ambispora gerdemannii, 1356 nucleotides. NCBI's taxonomy places the organism in Eukaryota, Fungi, Glomeromycota, Glomeromycetes, Archaeosporales, Ambisporaceae. The record is from the annotation of a GenBank genome assembly.
AUGGAUGCCGCGCACAUGCAAAGCGAGUUGGAUCGAGCUAACGCUAAACUGGACAGGUUGGAGGCGCUGAGGGAGGGUGCAGGGGAAAGGUAUGCAGGGGAGAGAGAGAAGCUGGAGCAACAGGAGAUUUCCUUAGAGGAAAGAAAGACGUCUCUUGUCGCAUUGCUUGCAGCAAGCGCUCAACCAGGUAACGACUUUGUGACUCGGGCUACUUCGACACGUUCUACGCGUAAUGGAGGUCUCUGGCCAGAAAGAAUAAUUCACUGGAAUGGAUUUCUUGAAGAAGUAACUCGUUUCAUCUUCGAUCAAACAGAGCGAAAGUUCAGCAGGCCCCAAUUCGUUGAAGGUUUAAGAGCUCGUGUUGAAAACAGUGUUGAAACUGCUAUGGAAGUUAAUAUUUUUCAUAUAUUGAACUCGCCUUUGUCCCCCAAAUUUGAGUUUUCGAAACAAAAAGAUUCUGACUUUAAUCCCGAUGACCCGAAUAUUGGCCUUGGAAAACCAGAUUUCACUUGCCGAGAGUAUGAUGGUCCUGAUGAUCAUACAGGAAAAAGGAUCAUAAGCAUAGAAAUCAAAAGAGAUUGUGUUCUGACACAGUUACAUGAGAUUAGUUCAAGUGAAUUAUUUGAUGAACACUCUACUGGUCAUGCACAUGGCGAUUUGGGUAACGUAAUUCGUCAGAUUUACAAUUAUAUGGUCGCGGACGAAUUACAAUACGGCAUACUCGCAACCUAUGAUUACCAUUGGUUUUUCUGCCGUCCAAGUGAUAAUCCAUCAACACUAUUAAUUUCUGAAGCUCUUAGGUUACAGUCAACAAAUCCGCCAGUACUCAAAACUUAUGCGUACUUGGUCCGCCUGGCAACAAAUAACCCUAAAUCACCUCAUCCAAAUGUAAUGCCAGGACGAACUAGACAAGAUAUCAGAAUACAAGGUUCCAGAAUUCAAAACUCGGGUUUCUAUAACCAAAGUUUCAGUCAAAGUUUGGGUUCAGAUAGCAGUUAUCACAACCAGCAAGGUUCCAGGGACCAGAGCUCUGGAGAUCAAGAUUCUAUAACGGGAAUGGAAGAACAGACUUAUGGCUACAAGGAUUUCAAGCUUGAGGGUAUUCUAGGAUGUGGACAAACUGGGAGGACAUUUCGAGCCAGAUUCCAUGGAGAGUCAAUUGCUAUGAAGGUUAUCGAUCUAUAUAAGGAAGCUGAUCUCUUGCAUAAAAUUCGAAAAGAAAUUGAAAUAUACAAAAAUCUUGUCAAAAUUCAAGGAAUAUAUAUUCCCAAAUUGGUGUGUCACGGUUAUUAUGGAUAUGGGAUGGGCUAUUUUAUGGGUACCACUAUCGUUGGUACUACUUUGAACAAGCAUAAG